AAUCUAGUUCAACCAUAAAUAGCUGUUCAAUUUCACUGGAUUGACUUGUAAAAAGAAAACAUGAACAUGAAACUUAGCCUUUUUGUAAUUUUGUUUAUACUCUGUAUUAUGUGUAUUAUAAUGAUAAUUUCUAAUCAAUGGGUCUCUGGGGAAAAAUUGACAACUGUAGCUAAAGCAGAUGUAUCAGCGUUUUCUGACAAUGAUGCGACAACUGUAGCUGAAGAAGAUGGAACAGAGAUUUCUGAAUUUGAUGUGGAAUCUGCAGUUAAAGAUGGUGCAAAAGCGUAUAAAUUAACACCAUUCUCACUCAACAAUAGAAACGACAGUCACAUGAAAACUUUUUCAACACUGGAUGAAGCUCUAGAGAAUUGCAUGGUUAUUCUGCUUUUUAAUAUUGACCAAGCAAUCGACGAGUUUGAACUCUACAUGUGUACAGGUUACUCAGAUUACAAUUCGGACUGCCUAACAAGUGCUCACUAUGCAUGUGUUCAGCAAAAUGAGCAAGGUCAAUUCUCCUGCAGGACAGAACUACCAAUAGAUUAUUACGAUAUGCCAUUCAAUAGUUGUUAUAACUUCUAACAAUUAAAAUAACAUUAUUAAAUACUUAUUAACACAAAGUAUGUUAACAAAGUUUAAUAAAAUUACAAACCAAAUAUAAAAAUAGAAAAAAAAUUUAUUGUCUCAUGUUAAAAAUAGGCAUAACUUUUAAAUGUGAAAUUUAACUGCUUUAAAAUUCAAAAGAAAAUAAAUAUGCACAAUUUGAAAAAGAAAA
This is a messenger RNA of Leptopilina heterotoma, 772 nucleotides long. RefSeq lists its product as uncharacterized. NCBI's taxonomy places the organism in Eukaryota, Metazoa, Arthropoda, Insecta, Hymenoptera, Figitidae. The coding region runs from base 61 to 579 and encodes 172 amino acids. The transcript has 6 exons. The record is from RefSeq and is a predicted model, not a curated record.